Molecule: messenger RNA, 407 nt
Organism: Racocetra persica
Lineage: Eukaryota; Fungi; Glomeromycota; Glomeromycetes; Diversisporales; Gigasporaceae
Source: the annotation of a GenBank genome assembly
GUCCAAUAAAGAAAAAUGAUAUAUUUGGAGUGCAUAAAAGUGGUGGUUAUGAAUGGGAAGUUCUUCUCAGCGAAGUUUCAAAUAGGCCAUUUAAUACUACAACACAAGCUCAAUCACAUAUAUUUGAUGACCACAAAAAACUUGAAAAAUGUGCAAAAGAUGCUUUGGAUGAUGCUCUAAAUUUUAUAAACUUGAAUUAUACGAACAAAACCCAAUAUAUAAAGAUCUUUAAAGAAAUUAAUACGUUUUUAAUUCAUGCUCAUGAAAUGAGCCUAGAGCUUUUUAUUUUGGAUCAAAAAUUUGAACCCUUUUUUCGAUUGAGAAGAUUAUCUAAUAUAUUGAUUCCUCAUAAACAAGGCUCAAUUGGUGGUAUUAUUGAUUUGGUACAGAACUUGCAAUUAUUUAAA